UGUCUCCCCACGCGCCCUCCACCACUACGCGCCUCUUCUACUAAUUCGCGGUUCUUAUACGUUGCGCCUAGCAUUGCGCGCGACCUGGCCGCUGCUGCUUCUUCUGCCUUCUUGUAUUGUAAUUACAUAUACCCCUUUCACCGCGUACGAUAAUUUGCAUAAUGGGGAGCGACUAUGGAGGUCCGGACUUCUCCUACGCCUAUGGCGGAACACCCGCAUCAGCAUCCUGGAACCCAGCCAUGCGGCCAGAUCACGACGAACAGUCCCCGGUUCCUGAGGAACUACCACCACAUCCAUCCGGCGCCGUGAAGGAGCCCCUGUCGCAACCCGAGUCGACCCCUGUGAUGGACGACGAGCUUCCGGCUGUCAAAGGAGCGGCCCCCGCAGCACCCUUGGCCGUCUUCAAUGACGAAUCAGCCGUUCACGACGAUUUCUUCGGUAGCCAAGGCAUCUCAGACAAGACAACACAGGGCAAUGGGGUAUCUCAAAUACAAGCAACGAACGGAAAUGAGAAUACUCUGGACGCGGAGAGCACCCCGAUAACAUCAGAUAGCGUCGCAAGCCCGAUCGAGGUAUCUAGAAUGGGCCUAGAAGCUACAAAUGGGACACACAAUGAGGAGAGCAUCAGUAAUGAUGUGGAAGAGGAGCAUCUCCCGGCGGAGCAUUAUGAGCAUCAAGGAGACUCAACAUUUCUAGAGGACGCCAUCCAAGAACAUGCCGAGGCCCCGCUGGCCACCCAAGCUGCAACGCCAUCGCUUGCAACACCAUCAAUCGAUUGGGGUACAUCCGGAGAAGUGUUCGAUUUGGGCGGCAAACAGCAGGAUGGCCCAGUCGCAAGCCCCGAUAUUCCUCAAGGGAAAGUCGGAGAAGUGAAGACUCCUGAGAUAGACUGGGGGACAACUGAGGACGAUGAUUUAUUUGGUGCUGGAGCAGAUCAUAUCCACGAUGCACACAACGACGGUGGCAGCCAGCAAGGCCUCUGGGAUCUCGCAUUCGAUGACGAUUUCCUGCCCGAAAAUGUGGAGACAGUCCCGCCUUUCGAAUUCGAGGACGAUCCUGGCUUCCUAGAAGAUGAAAUGCCUCUGCCAGAACCAUCGGUUACGCAAUCUGUUCGUCCUGGGUCAAGUUCAGCGAACAAGUAUGCUCCAACCGGAGCCCCAGCGCCGAAGCCCAACACGAACCCCUAUGGGGUGCAAGCGCCGCAGUUCACGGAUUUUUCUCAGAUGGACCAGAAGUCGAUUCCCUCGCCAGUCACCCCUUUCGAGGCAUAUGGUCAAUCUCCGCAAAUACAGCAGCAGCAGCAACCGAGUCGACCCGUAUUGCCCAGCUCAGCCCUGAGUUUUGCGGACAAGGCCAAGGGAGGUUAUCACUCCCCGUAUGAUCUUCCAGAUGAUAUUGUCAAGCCCCGAAGAAGAGCAGCUCCACAUCACGUUUCCGUCGUACCAGCUGCACACCCAACUCCUCCGCCACCCAGGAGCAGUAGCAUGUAUUCUAACACUAGUGCCGGUGCUGCACGACCUCCGCCUCACUCGAAUAUGUCAGCCGCCAGCUUAUCACCUCCGUCGUCUAGCCACUCCAUGCAACCUCAAAUGAAUGGACUGAACCCUGCGCCUACCCAACAGCCCCCGCCACCGGCCAAACCGGCUAGUAGCGGCUUCUUUGCGGAAUUACCCAUUGUCACAAAGCCCAGGCAUCAUGCUCAUGCUCCUCCGUCUGGACGCUACACCCCACAACAUGGUAUGCCAACACCACCUCCCGGGAACUAUGGCCCUCCUCAGCCACCUCCAAACCAGCGGACAGAUUCGUGGGCCUCGCAAGGCUCUCAGGCUCAAUCUGCGCCGCUGAUAGCCCAAUUACAAGCACCUGAGAGACUACCCGCCUUCCCAGAUUUGGGCACGUCUCCUACUCGGUCGAACAGCCUCCCAGUACCACCUCCGGCGCCUAUAGCGCCAUCUCGGUAUUCCCCAGCCCCACCUUCUGCUCACGGGGCUGGCUCCCGUUACUCUCCUGCACCUCCCACAGCUGCCCCUUCAGUACCAAGAUAUUCUCCUGCGCCCCCUUCGCAAGGUCCUCCAGCUCCUACACAUGCCCGAUAUGCGUCGGAUCCAACAGGGCCGCCAAGGCCACAUCCGCAACCGUUCGCACCGCGCACAUCCAGCCCUCUCGCGUUUCACACGGUGCCGCAAGAUCAAGCCGAUCAAGGCCAUCCUCCUAGUCAGCAUGCUACUCCCGAGCAAGGCCAUCAUACCAUGCAUUCGGAAUCGGCUGUUCCUAGGGCUAUCUUCAGACAGCCUCUAGCAGAAGUUAGUGAAAUCGAGGAACGGGAUCCCAGUCAAGCACUUUUCGAGGCUCAAUCAAGACCGCCAAUGACAGCCAGAUCAGCAACACCGCCUAUGAGAAGUAGCCCGUCUUCCACCGUUGGAUCGCCAAGAAAACGAACGAAUUACACGCCGCAAUAUCAACCAGGGCAACCUCAACCAGGGCAGCCCCCACAAAGCGCUAUUAUGUCACCGCCCAGGCGGUCUCAAACUAUAUCUCCGAGUGCAACAAUGAAGAACCCUAUGCUUGUACGCGCUAAUAUAGAACGACGGGCAUCAGUACACGACCUUACUGUUCAGACUGCUGGCCCAACAACGCAAAACAUGGCUUCGAUCAUUCCUCAUAGACGUCAAUUCUCUCGUGAUUUUGACUUUAUCCAGCCCACAGACGAGCGUGCGGCCGAUCCUCUGCAACGAUGGAAAGGCCAUCCAAUUUUCCAAUGGGGAGUGGGAGGCACUGUCGUCACCAGCUUCCCCAAGUACGUUCCGCGAUACGGGACCGGGAGUGCAUCCCCGAUGAUGAAAGCCAAUGCUGGUGAGGUCAGAAUCCAAAGUGUGAAGGAAGCUUGUCCACUUUCGGAAGACAUUGCAAAAUUCCCAGGCCCUCUCAAAGCGAAGAGCAAAAAGAAGGAUGUUUCGACGUGGCUGACUGGAAAAAUCGGCGCUUUCGAGACCGACUUUAAGAACCCCGCCGUGGAACGUGCGAUGAGCCCUGAAGAGCUGAAACGCUUCGAAGAGAAAAUCUUGCUAUGGAAAGUCAUGCAAAUCCUUGUCGACAAUGACGGGCUUUUGGAAGGAAAUCCAACCGUCGAACAAGCCGUCCGGAAAGUGCUCUCUCCUCACGGUGUAGAGGACUCAUCAGAGCCACCAACUCCUUCAUACUCCACUGCUGCAGAUAUAGUAGGACGAGCACGAUCGGCAUCAACAAACGUUCAAGCUGAGCCAAUUGAUCCUAAGGCGGUUGAUGAGCUUCGAACUCUUCUCACAAGGGGAGACCGCGAGAAGGCUGUAUGGCAUGCUGUUGACCAGCGACUGUGGGCUCAUGCCAUGCUCUUGUCGUCUACUCUCGACAAGUCGGUCUGGAAGCAGGUUGUACAAGAGUUUGUCCGAAACGAGGUGAAGAAAAUCGGCGGAAAUACCCAGGCUUUGGCGGUGCUCUAUGAAGUAUUUGCCGGAAACUGGGAGGACUGUAUCGACGAACUUGUCCCCGCUUCGGCGAGGGCAGGUUUCCAAAUGAUGAGCACCGAUGCAAAUGGCGCUCCCAGGAAUGCACUUCAGGGCCUUGACCGAUGGCAGGAGUCUCUCCUCCUUAUCCUCAGCAACCGAAGCGAAGGAGACGUGCAGGCACUACUCUCCCUUGGAAGGUUGCUGGCUGGAUACGGUCGCAUCGAAGCAGCUCACAUUUGCUUCAUCUUUGGCCGAUCUACCGCCUACUUCGGAGGCCUCGACGAUCCUCAGUCCGAUCUAGUGCUCGUAGGAGCAGAUCAUCGGGCUAAUCCCGAGAGCAUUGGAAAAGACUUGGAGCCUCUCAUGCUGACGGAGAUUUACGAAUAUGCCCUUUCAUUACACGCUUCGAGUGCCGCUAUUGUACCACACCUCCAAAACUUCAAACUCGCCCACGCUUUUACUUUGGCUGAGUUUGGUUAUCGCAACGAAGCGCAACAUUACUGCGACGCCAUCGGCGCUGCUAUCAAGGCUACUACGAGAGUCUCGCCUUACUACAACAAUAGCUUCAUCAUGCUUCUCGAAGACUUGACCAAGCGGCUAUCGCAUUCUCCUAAGGAUGGGUCAUCGUCUUGGAUCUCCAAACCAAGCAUGGAUAAGGUCUCUGGAUCCUUCUUUGCGAAAUUCACUAGCUUCGUCGCUGGUGACGAGAGCGAUGCCGUGUCGAACCAUUCUGGAAACGGUCCUGCGGAAGUCGGUCCCUUUGCUAGGAUUGGUGGAAACACACCCACGAUUAGCCCAGUACAUUCCAAUGCCGAUAUUUAUGGAACCUAUGGCACAUACCCUGGUGCGCCUCCUUCGGCCGGACUGCCAAACUCCAGAUAUGCUCCAGGAGCUUCCGCUGCACCUCGAGGGUCCUCGGAGCAGCCUAGAUCUCGUUAUGAUCCUCAAGCUCAAUCGCCAUACCAGGGCAGUCGACCAUUGAUGGAAUCUUCGGACGGUUCCCAAGGUUUCAGACGCGCUUCUGAAAAUUAUAUGCUUCCCCCCCAACUAGGCAAUGCACACACGCCGGGUGUUAUGGCCCCGCCUCAACGCGCACCGAUGCCUCGCUCGCAGUCUCUGUAUUCGCCGGAUGCUCCCGAAGUCACAUCUAUGCAUACACCGUACGCGAAUCCGUAUCAGCCUGCUCCGUUAGCAGAAGAGACCGAACCUAGCUCCGGCUAUCAGCCCCUCCAACAGCAUUCAGGUCCACCAUCAGGCGACCGACCCCCACCUGGCUACGAAUCCCCCUCCGUGGGUUAUGAGCCUCCCGCCAGCUCCUACAAACCACCCACCGGCUCCUACGAACCACCCACAUACGAGCCCUACCAACCCGACGCUGAAUCCGCCCCUCCCGUCCUCGAAAAGAAGAAGUCCUUCAUGGAUGACGACGAAGACGACGAGAUCGUCCGUCGCGCCGCUGAACUCAAAAGGCAACAGAAAGCCGAAGCCGACAAAAAAGCCGACGAAGCAUUCCGCAAAGCCGCUGAAGCCGACGCCGCGAAAGACAAGAAAGGCGCGCAAAAGGGAGGCUGGAUCUCCGGCUGGUUUAAGAAAGACCCCAAUGCUGCCCCCGCGCCUAUCAAGGCCAAGCUCGGCGAGGAGAACAGCUUCGUCUACGACGCCGAUCUGGGCAAAUGGGUCAACAAGAAAGCUGGCGGGAGCGAGACGGCUUCCGCGGCCAGGGCCACCCCGCCUCCGCCGAAGAGCGGACCCCCGUCUAGGAGUGUCAGUGGGAACAGCGUCGCUGCGAAUCAUGCGCUUGGCCAGCUUGGCUCGAGCUUGCCGCAUAGCUAUUCUGCGCCGGGCUCGCGCCCACCUACCUCCACGCCUAAUCAGAGGAGCUCGAGUAUGCCGCCGCCGUCUGCGCCAGGGAGUCGCGCGGGGACGCCGGCGCGAGUGGGCACACCUGGGGCGGAGGGCGAAGGGUCGAUGCUGCCGCCUACGCUCAUGCCGCCGAGUCUGCCAGCUGGGAGUGGACCACCGUCUCGGCCAGGCACAGGCAUGAGCACAGCGAGUAGUAUCGAGGAUUUGAUCGGCGCGCCGCAGGCCAGAGCGGGCGGGACGGUGAAGAGGAACAAGAAGAAGGGGGGAAGGUAUAUUGAUGUUAUGGCACAGGGGUCGUGAAUAGCAUAUUUUGGAGGUUGAGGAGAGUUGAGUUGGGUAUAGGCGUUCUGGCAUCUGUGUUCCUGGGUCCUGGGUGCGGGUGUGGGAUUAUACCUCCCUCCCUUUGCCUAGGAGGUCGUUUUUUGUUAUCAUCACUCAUCAUGGGUUGGGGACUGUUGUAUGAAAAGUUUCCUUUUUCCUCUAUUCAGGUUUCUUUCAAUUCGCGGCGUGUGCUCGAUGCCGCGGCUGCGCAGCUAUUGCUCUUACUAAACUCUUUGUGGUCACACUCGCUCGCUUGUUGAAGGGGUGAGGAUUGGCUCUGUAUUAUACUCUUCAUUCUUUCAUCAAAGCAGAUUGGAAAGGGCCUGGGGAUUCGGUGGGCGGGAUCUGGGGCAUAGAUUUAAUAUUGAUUGAGAUGUUUGUGGUGUCUACUUUCUUCGUUUUUGAAGGUGUCCGUGUUGCUCGUGACACUGCUCAA
Molecule: messenger RNA, 6105 nt
Organism: Mytilinidion resinicola
Lineage: Eukaryota; Fungi; Ascomycota; Dothideomycetes; Mytilinidiales; Mytilinidiaceae
Exons: 2
Coding region: 162-5648 (1828 amino acids)
Biological process (GO): autophagy; Golgi organization; COPII vesicle coat assembly
Cellular component (GO): endoplasmic reticulum exit site; ER to Golgi transport vesicle membrane
Source: RefSeq, a predicted model, not a curated record